UCAAACAGGAAAUCUGAGAUUGGGAACAACUUAUAUUUUGGCUUGUAUUCACUGAUCAUGGGGUGAUCCAGAAAUAAACUCCAGGCUUCAAAGUGAGCGUGUUUCAAAGCUGUCCUGCAGUUGAUCGAAACAUCCAGGCAAAGCAGGGAGACAAAUACCAGCAAGGAUUUUCUGAAUUAAGACUUAACCAAGGAGACAACCCAUUUCAACACUAUUAUUACCCUUUUAUUUCAGAACAAAAAGGAAAGCGAAGAAUUAUAAAAAUGGCUACGACGGCAGCAAAUUCUCAAAGACAAACAAUAGGCUGCGAGGAGUACAGUCUGUACAGCAGCCUGAGCGAGGAUGAGCUAAUAAAGAUGGCCAUCCAGCAGAGCUUGGAAGAGGACUCGGCGGGUCAGACGGUGGCCCAGAGCCCCCAGAAGUCGCUGGUGGCCCGUGCUGGUGAAGUGGGCGCCCCAAGCCGUGCCAGCCCACACAACCCUCCCUACCGCAUCUACCCCUGGCAAAGAUUGGCGGCCCAGCAGACAGGCCGUGCUCAGCCAUCCAGCUCGGGGGCAGCCUGGGGGGUCAGGCGAAGGUACGACAGCAGCCAGUUCAGCACAUCCCAGCCCGUAGAAAUUGACCCUGUAGUGGCAGCAAUCAGGGAUGGAGAUGAAAAAGCAGUAUGCAACAUGAUGAAAUCAGGAAAAAACCUUUCUGUACCUAAUAAGGAUGGCUGGAUACCCCUCCACGAAGCUGCAUACUAUGGCCAAGUGGGCUGCCUGAGCCUGUUGCAAAAAGCGUACCCGGGCACCAUCGACCAGCGCACCCUCAAUGAGGAGACAGCUCUGUACCUGGCCACCAGCCGGGGCAACCUGGACUGCCUGCUCACCCUGCUGCAGGCCGGGGCCGAGCCCGACAUCUCCAACAAGGCCAGAGAAACGCCGCUCUACAAAGCUUGUGAGCGCAAGAAUGCAGAGGCUGCAAGGCUCCUGGUGCAGUACAAUGCAGAUACCAACCAUCGCUGCAACCGAGGAUGGACCGCUCUCCAUGAGGCUGUCUCCCGCAAUGACCUGGAGAUCAUGGAUAUCCUUGUGAAAGGGGGUGCCAAGAUUGAGUCAGCAAAUGCCUACGGGAUCACUUCUUUGUUUGUGGCAGCUGAGAGUGGGCAGUUGGAAGCUCUGAGAUACCUUGCAAGAUGUGGUGCUGAUAUAAACACACAAGCCAGUGAUAACGCCUCUGCCCUUUAUGAAGCCUGUAAAAAUGGACAUGUGCCCAUUGUGGAAUUUCUUUUGUCCCAAGGAGCAGAUGCUAACAAAGCCAAUAAGGAUGGCCUGUUACCUCUUCACAUAGCAGCCAAAAAAGGGAUUUGCGAGAUUGUCUCCAUGCUGAUCCCUGUGACCAGCCGCACCCGUGUCAAGCGUAGUGGCAUCAGCCCCCUGCACUUAGCGGCCGAGCGCAACAACGACGAUAUCCUGGAAGAGCUGAUCGAUGCUGGCUACGAGGUCAACACUGCCCUCUCUGAUGAACGGUCCUGCCUUUAUGAGGACAGACGCACAACCCCACUCUAUUUUGCUGUUUUUAACAACAACAUCUACGCCACAGAGCUGCUGCUGCAAGCUGGAGCCAACCCCAAUGUUGACCUCAUUAACCCAUUGCUCAUCUCCAUCCGCCAUGGCUGCCUGAAGACCAUGAAAUUGCUUCUUGACCAUGGGGCAAACAUUGACGCCUACAUAUCAAGUCAUCCCACCACGUUUCCAGCUACCAUCAUGUUUUCAAUGAAGUACCUUUCCGUGCUGAAGUACCUCCUGGAUCUGGGCUGUGACGCAGGUUCCUGUUUUGAGUGUCAGUAUGGAAAUGGCCCACACCCUGCAUUAAAUUACAGGCGGGAAAGACUUAAUGAUCCUCAGGUGACCAGGGAGCCAGCUGUAGUACAGUUUUGUGAAAUGGUGUCUACUCCAGAGAUAAGUCGCUGGGCUGGGCCGAUCAUCGAUGUUCUUCUGGAUUAUGUGGGUAAUGUGCAGCUCUGUUCCCGGCUCAAGGAGCAUAUUGACAGCUAUGAGGACUGGGCUGUCAUUAAAGAAAAAGCAGAACCUCCACGGCCUCUUUCCCAUCUUUGCCGCAUCAAGGUACGGAGCCUGGUUGGAAGAAACCGCAUUAAACUGCUCGACACCCUGCCCCUGCCAGACAGACUGAUCCGGUACUUACAGCACGACUACUCGCAGUGACCCCAGGCACACUGGAUACGCAGCAGCUUCCCCACGUGGCACCCAGUGGCACCCAUGGCACAGGUGCACCCUGGGGAGGAAUUGCUGCUGGCUCGGUCAAGCACCCUCCCAUGAUUAAUCUAAGAGAAAUGUGCUUUUCAAGCAUGAGUGAGAAGAAAAUGGAGGAGACAGCUAACAUAGGAGACUGCUGUUAGGUUUUUCAAGAGAAAACACAUACAAUUCACCUCAGACCUUAGUCUGCAAAGAAGAGAUGAAAGGCAAUACUGACAAAUGAAUAGUGCUGAAGCAAAGAAGUGCUGAGCAGGAACUCAAAAGUGUCCUGAAGCUGUGGUGGAGCUUAGCAUCCUUACCGUGGUCACAAUUCAGAACUUGUCAAGAAUCAAUGUGUUUGGGACAACAAUCACAUUACCUUCACCAACUGAGAUUUUUAUUGUAGUUUCUAUUCUAUUGUUUGGUUUUCUGUGUUAGUUGCUAAUUCUCUGAUAUUAUGACACCACCUUGCUAACACCUUUACUUCUUUUUUUGUACCUUUCUUAUUAAGGACUUGAUUUAUGAACCUUCAAAUCUCAGAACUCUUUAAUAGACUAAAAUCCAGAAAUACUGAAUCCUUUAAAAGUCAAGGAAACGUUUAUUUAAGGAGGAUGGAAGAAUUGUAUUUGCAAAUAGUGAAUACAGUUCAUUAUGUAUCAUAUUUGCAAUAGGAAGUAAGUGAAAUUUUGCAUGAGAGAAUUUCCUAGACUGGGGAUUUGAAAACAACCUUUAGCUUUUUGCGUUUUUUUGGUGUAAAUUAGAAGUAGCUGCACUGUAAACAGUAGAUUUAUGCUUUCAUGAAGCUGAUGUCAGAACAGAGCAAAGCCCUAGAGGAGUAGGAACAGAGAGUGAUGUGAAGGAGAGAGGCAACACUGUUGAACCAACUUAUUCUCUUCCUUCCUCAGAAGAUCUUAUCUCUAUAAAACCCAGCCUCUUCAACCUCCUUGGACAUCUGUGGCUGUAACAAUACCAUGACUGAAAGAAAGAGAAAUUAUUUCGAAAUAAUUGAAUUCAAACUGAAAAAUUUAUGGAAAUGAAUACCCAGAAUUAGGUGUCCAGAUCUUUAUUCAGGUGCCUAAACAAUGCCAAGUUGCUUGCACCAGGUGUUGUUCAACUUAAACCAGGAAAAUAAUAUUCAGUAUGAGAUAUUACUGAGGCUGAAUAAAUAAAUCUCAGAAUUUAGCCCUGAAUUUUCUGACAUUGAAAGUUUGAAGUAUCUAUCAUCUUCCUUUGACACUGAUGAAAGUUAUUAUCUCAGCUUCUUUGAAAAUUAGGUCACCUAUUUACAGCUCUGAUCUACAACUGAUUUAUGGCAGCUUAACAAGUCACCAUCUAUCUGCUGAACCACUAUAAUUGUCCGUGAAAUUCUUUUAUUGAAGUUUUUAACAAGUCACAUUCCCUCACAGCUGGGGAGACCAAGGACCCCAUGAACAGUUAUUGGCAGAGACUACAGAUCACUUGACAGGUGUGACUUGCUGAACUGCUUUGAUGAGUGCUUUAUUCCUCACUAGGCACCUAAGAAAGAAUGGAAGAAACUAAAUUUGGAAGUACAUCUUUGCAGAUCUUAUGCUAGAAGCAUACUCCUUACCUUAGGUGGCAGAGGAGCUGUGCAUCAUGGUCUGCUUGGAGUCCCCACCAGAGACCUUACAGAUCUGGUUUUGUUUGUUGAUCUGCAUACCAUCCAUGGAAUAUGACAGAAAUCUAAGUAGGAAAAAUACAUUGCACUGAGUUUUAUUUGUGUGGAGUUUUAUAUCUUAACACAGGACUGAAGUGUGUUGCACAAAUAUAAGUAAUACAAUUUGUCUGGGCACACAGAUUGUGAUGACUUUGCGUGAAAUGUCUUCAUCACCUGUGGGAGAGGACAUGAGCAGAAAAAGCAUUGGUUACAGGAUUGCUUACUCUGUCCAUUGCUGUCCCCUUUAAAAAUGCAAAAAUUGAAAAACCAACAGAGUUUCAAUUCACACUAAACACUGCUCUUGUAAAGCUUUGGAAAGUCAGGCAAGAUUCAUCCACUGGUGAAAUUUCACGCAGUAACUUCCUUUACUGCCAGUUUAAGAUCCCUGCCCUUGUCUCUUGUAGUAUGAAUAGGAAAUUGGUUUAGGUUAGAAAAAUAUUGGGUGGAGAGAAAAGGAACAAGAAAUUGCAAUAUUAGUUCUGCCAGUGAAGGCCCUGUAUUGGUAAGCAGAACCUGGCGAGAUAGAAAAUCACUGUGGAGUUCAUGCAUCUCUCACUUUCUGAAGCUGUGCAACAAGGUCUGGGUCUUACAUUGAUAAAAAUCAGAAGUCCUUGAAAUCAAGUAAGUGUAACCAAGCAGAGCUGUAAAGGGGGAUGGAUUCAGGUAGAGCUUGGUGGAGACCACUUCAGAGUUUGAUGUGCAGUGACAGCCCUGGAGACCCUGGCAGGUAGAAGGGCUCACAAUCACCAAGUACAUUAAUACCUCCAGAAGUGGGAUUUCAUAAGUAUCCCAACCUGGGAAUUUCCCCCAAGCCAAUAUUUUUUUGUCUACAAAAGUCUAGCAAGUAGCAAUUUCUUUUUCUGUCCUUGGAGAAACUGAAACUGGGUUUGAAUGAGAUAAAUAUGGAAAGCCCAUUUCUUCUUUCAACCAAGAGACCUUAUUUGCUAUUGGGAGACCCAUGUCCUAGUUGCUGGCAAUGAUCUGUCCUGAGCAGGAGUCACUGAGCCAGAGAGCACAGGUCUGAUGGGAACAUAACACAGCUGCGGGAAGGGUAAGUGCAUGCUGUGCUCAGAAACUGAGGUGAGAAGAGUCUAUACGUUAGAGAGGGAGUCUGGUAAUUGCAAUGUUAUUAAGUCCUUUCUGCUUGAUCUUUAAAGCAAACCUUCACAUACUCAGUUUACAUUUAUUUGCACUGAAAUGGAGCCCACUACCUCUCCACUCCAGUCACUGACAUAUUUUUUUGUGCACAAUACUGAAUCUGCACAAAUUCAAUGUGCCUUUAAUGCAUCUAUCUACAAGUUACUGUGAAAAGAAAAAUACUCCAGAACCCAGGAAAGCCAGGCUUUGUAAUCAGAUCAGUAAUUCUAGUGCAAGGUAAAGUGGCUUGUUUCACCGAGUGUGAUAGUUAGACUCCUCCAGGUAUGAUGACUUUAUGUGAAAUGUUCUAGGAAUAUUUCAUGACCAGGUUACUGUACUUUUUUUUUUUUUUUUUACUGCAACAUGUGCAAUUCACUUGAUGUUCUUGUGCACUUUUUUGAUUUUUUUUUAUUUCUUUUUGUAUGAAAGUUUUUUCAUUUACCUCUCCCUUCCCAUAUUUAUAAAAGCUAUUGUGUUUUUAAAAGUUUAAAUCUGCACUGUUCUAGUAAAUAGCAGCUCUCAAAUGUUAUGUUUCCAUCUUUCAAACAGCAUAUGAAUAAACAAGCAGAUUCUUAAGGACUAUCAGCUGUCCUGAAUAGCAACACCAACCAUCAACAAGCCAAACACAAAAACAUCCAGAAAAAUUCUGAAUCAAUACAAGCUUGAAUAAUUAAUAAUUCCAUUGUCAGUCUCAGGGAUGAGAGAACAGUAAGUAUUGCUAGAGAGGAGACAGAGUUGCUAUUAUUUGCAAACCUUUUGGAAAGUCUCACACAUCCCCAUUCAGGGAUUUUGAAUAUACUUAACAAUUGUCUUCUGUUCAUUUGUGUUUUACUUCACUGCUGCUCCAGUUCAAAGCCCCAGCAAGGGCCACUGCCUGUCUUGGGUUGGGGGGGAGCUUCCAUGUCACAAAAGAUUUUGAAAAAAUAACAUUAGUUUAAAUCUGAGUGUAGGAGCAUAAAUACCUGAGUCGGAGGUCAUUUAGAAUGGUCUGUUUCAAUCCUUCAUUGUAACUUUAAAACACACUAUUCUACUAAAUGGAAAAUGUGCAGCAAUAUACAUUCAAAUAAAAUGGAGUUUAAAAGAAGUAAAAUAAUAAAACAAGGAAUUUAAUAUUCAAAAGAUAGAAACUUGUUUUGAACUCUCUUCUUCCUCUGGAUUUCUUCAGAAAUAAAAUUUAUACAGAGGCUA
Molecule: messenger RNA, 6237 nt
Organism: Taeniopygia guttata (zebra finch)
Lineage: Eukaryota; Metazoa; Chordata; Aves; Passeriformes; Estrildidae
Gene: ASB2
Product: ankyrin repeat and SOCS box containing 2
Biological process (GO): ubiquitin-dependent protein catabolic process; intracellular signal transduction
Cellular component (GO): ubiquitin ligase complex
Molecular function (GO): protein binding
Source: RefSeq, a predicted model, not a curated record